AUGGACGGCGGAGACGGUGGUGUCGAUCAGAGCGGUCGCUCCAUGGGUCGCACAGUCACCCCGCGACGAGCGCUCGCUCGCACACAGUCGCCCAAGCCCAGCCGGACGACGGGCGGACCGGGCGUCGACAUGGAGCCGCUCGUGCAGGCCCUGGGCGACUCGGACGUGGAGCGCGCGCGAGAGGCGGCGUCCGCGAUCCGGUCGUCGCUGAAGAACAACCCCGACAACAAGGCGCGCCUGCUGGCGGCGGGCGGCGUCGACGCGCUGAUUCGGCUGCUGAAAUCGCGCGACACGUCGUGCGUGGACCACGCGGUGACGGCGCUGCUGAACCUGUCGCUGACGGACGGCGUGGAGCCCAUGGUGACGGCGGCGGGCGGCAUCGAGGGCAUCGUCGGCGUGCUCAACUCCGGCAGCAACGUCGCGCGGGAAAACGCCGCCGCGGCGCUGUUCACGCUGUCGGGCCCGGCGGACAACAAGCUGCGCGUGAAGGACGCGGGCGCCGUGCCGGGGCUCGUGAGCCUGCUGCGCACGGGCAGCCUGCGCGGCAAGAAGGACGCGGCGCUGGCGCUGUUCAACCUGUCGCUGGAGGACUCGUGCAUCGGCGAGAUCAUUGACGCGGGCACGGUGCGCGUGCUGAUGGCGCUGCUGCGCGGCGACGCGGACGCGGGCAUGGAGGACAAGGUCAUGGCCGUCGUCGCGAACCUCUGCAAGUUCUCCGAGGGCCGCCACGCCGUGCACAAGGAGGGCGGCAUCCAGGCGCUGCUGGGCGUGAUCGAGUCGGGGUCGGCGCGCGCCAAGGAGGACGCGGCGGUGUCGCUGCACCUGCUGGCCGUGCACAACGCCGCGUCGUUCCAGGCCAUCGUGGACGAGGACUGCUCGCCCGCGCUCUCCAAGCUCGCGCAGUCCGGCACCACGCGCGCCAAGGCCAAGGCGAAGGCGCUGAUGGACCUGGUGCGGUCGGGGUCGGGGUCGGGCUUCAAGUACGGCGCCUCCUUCUCCCAGCCCUUCGACAAGUCCCCGCCCGCUGUCACUCCCGAGCUCUCCCACCGCCGGUAG
Closterium sp. Yama58-4 is the source of this 1056-nucleotide messenger RNA. The record is from the annotation of a GenBank genome assembly. Lineage: Eukaryota; Viridiplantae; Streptophyta; Zygnematophyceae; Desmidiales; Closteriaceae.